This is a messenger RNA of Pogoniulus pusillus (Red-fronted tinkerbird), 1777 nucleotides long. RefSeq lists its product as uncharacterized. The record is from RefSeq and is a predicted model, not a curated record. NCBI's taxonomy places the organism in Eukaryota, Metazoa, Chordata, Aves, Piciformes, Lybiidae. The transcript has 7 exons. The coding region runs from base 1 to 1053 and encodes 350 amino acids.
AUGGCAGUUCCGUGCUUUAAAAAACAACAAAACAACAGUCAACGAUCCUCUUGUUCGAGUGCUGCAGCUUCUCCUGGCACUCUGCCUAAUAAACUUCCAAGUAACUUAGUUAAUGCGCAGGGUUUCGGAGCGUUAAGGGAAUCUGCACGCAGCCUCCGGACUUUCUUCUCCCCAGUCAGAUCAAAGAAGCUCUUUAUUAAACGUCUCCUCUGCUCGCACAUUCCGAAGCUCUCCCCAGCCUCCGCCUCCCACCGAACUUGGGGAGUCGCUCCCAGGCCGCGGCCGCUGGGCCGCGCCGGCCUCGCCCGCACCCCUGUCGGGCCCGCACCUCUGUCGGGCCCGCGCCGCCGCUCGGCUCGCCGCCGGCCCCGAGAGGCGGAGGGAGAGGCAGAAGCCGCUGAGCGCAGCGCCGGCGGGGUGUCCCUGCUUCCUCCCCCAGUCCCAGGUCUGCGAGGGAGCAGCCGCCAGGAGCCCCCUUCCCGCCCUCCCUGCCUGAGCCCGGCGGCGGUACCUCAUCGCACGGCGGGCGCCUCCCGCCCGGCCCCGCUGCCCAGGCCGCAGCCAUCCGCCGCCUCCAUCGGCACCGCCGAGGCCGGGUAUGCAGCUCACAUUGAGCCUUCUUGGCCACAAGGGUCCGUUGCUGGUUUAUGGUCAUCGUUCUGUCCACCAGGACUCCCAGGUCUCCUAUGCUGCUCUCUAACAGGUCCUGAGGUCAAGAUAAACUACAUCCACUGUACUACCAUCAUCUAUCCCCCUGGUUAUCUCCUCGUGAAAGACCAUAAGAAGCUGAAACACUGGACACCUCUCUGUUUCAGUUGGAGGUCACUCGCUGAUUUAUCUCCAGUUCACAGCUCAUUAGAAGCACCCACAGCAGCACGGAGAGAGGGUUCUGAGUGCCGCCGCAGAGCGGUCCUCGUCUGCAGUCACCACGGAGAAAACCAUCUGUUCCACUUGGAAAGGGGUUUGGAUCCACACGCCCUCCCCCCGCAUCUCGGCUCCGUCCCCAGCUGCCGUGUUUCGAUGAGCAGCGAGGGAAUGAAUCUCCUGCGUUAAAAAUACUCUGGUUCUAUUUCGAUGAAAAGAAGAAUCUUCCUUGCCUACACUGAGAUACAAAAAUAGUCUUAGUGUGAGUAAAUUGCCAAAGUUGCUCUUGGUGAAAAUAUCCAGCCUUGUUUUUUGUGUUGUUUUUUUUUUUUUAACUUAACCAUAUAAAUAUAUUUAUAGAGUGCCCUUCUUUCCUCCUGCUCUACCAAGACAUUUGCAGAAGGUUGCUGCUUGUCUUCUUCGUGAGUCUUGAAAUAAUUUGCAGGGCCUUUGAAACAUCAUCGUGUUGCAUAGUUGUGAUGCAACGUGCUGCUGCUGCAGGAACGUAUCAUAUUUUAAUGUGAAUGUCAUGUUAGCUGAGACAUUCCAGCCUUUCUUUUACUAAAGGCACUUCACACUGGCUUGUGUUUUCCCUUUGGGUUGCACUCAACAAAUCCUGUUUGUAGUAAAUUAAAACUUUGCAUUCUAUAUCCAAUCCACUGCAUAGAAAAUUAACAUGUAACACGAGAGGAUUAACAAGAUGCAUACACUUUCCAGAUAUCUCUUAAAAAUAGCUUUCACUGUAGCAUCUUAAUUCUGAAUAAUCUCAAAACCCUUCUGUAAAUCUAUGCAUAUAGUAACAGAGAAACCACCUCCUUCAUCUCACAAACUGCACAAUUUGUAUCUGUGUAGGAAAAAUCCCUGAAGUUGGGCGUACAUUUCUGCUCCUAUCUGUGGAACCAGUGGAAGUGUU